Messenger RNA from Gryllus bimaculatus (two-spotted cricket), 1405 nucleotides. NCBI's taxonomy places the organism in Eukaryota, Metazoa, Arthropoda, Insecta, Orthoptera, Gryllidae. The record is from the annotation of a GenBank genome assembly.
CCAGGGUUGUUAGCCCAGUUCUUCACUUAAACCUUUAUCAUUGCGAGCUGUAGAGAUGCAGAGGGAGGCUGUCGUGGAGCUGUUGGCGGCAGCGUGCAGUGCAACAGCCGCGGCUGGUUGCUUCCUCAACGAUGCUCUCUUCCUCACUGGCGCAGCCGAUGUGUACAUCGAUGGAGUGGAUGAGAUCAUGCCGGUGCACAAAGAGAAGGUUUUACGCCUUUUGGAGCUGUUGCUGCAGGAGACACACAAAGACGUACGCCUAUGGGUAGCCGCAAGGCAUGAGGCGCAGAUAUCUUUAUGCCGAGUAUUGCGUUGCACACCAGUCUUUCUUCUACCACUGUCACACUCCCAACAACUGGACUAUCUUUCAAAGCAGUGGGCUGCAAAACUGAAAGUUCAUCCUGCUGUUGUCCAGCCAUUUGCCAGAGAGAUGGUGAACGCUGUCGCCCACAUUGACAUCAAGAGAAGCAAAGAUUUUCGAAAUCAUCUCCUAGAUCCUUAUAAAAUUCUAAAAGUGAUUACCAGUGUACUUGCUAAUUCUGACUUAUCUGAUGAGCAUAGCCCUAUCACACAAGCGGAAUUAAGAUUAAUUGGGACGAAGAUAGAAAAACGAUUUAAUAAUGUGAUUACACAUCCACAUUCUGUAUUCACUCCAGAUAGUUUGCUAGGUUUGUUGCAAGAUACAUUGGAUCAUUUAACAGAAACUCUUGAUACAAAAAUAGCAUCUAUCUUUCACCAGAAAAAACAAGCGUUAGUUCAGAAUGUUUUAGAUUAUUUUGGUGUCAAUAAUGAAUCACUUCUACGGGUUCCUUUGCACAUAAAAAUGGUUGCAGAAAGUUUUGUAGAGGCUGCAGGUGCAGCUUUAAAGUCUGGUAACAGUCUUCUGAAAGAAAGACUGAAUCAUCUUGACAUAUUUCAGCAUUUUAUUGACUUAAAACGUACGAGUUUAUUGAAGAAGCAUGGGCAGAUGAAUGUCAACCCAAGCACUUGGUAUAAGGACAUGGAAGAUGAACUUUUUAUGAAGAUUCAUCAGACUUAUGCUAUGAAGAUAUUUUAUGUGUUCAUCGGUGAGAAUUGUAUAAAGUCAUUAGAAAAGGAUCUCAAGAAAUUUAAACCGUAUCUUCCGAAGGAGAAAACCGGCAUUCUCUGGCAACUAGAAAACGAGGAGUUGCAAUUCGCCCAUUUUACGUACGUCGAGUACUUCGUGGCGUCGUGGUUGUUCAAGAACCUGAGCGGCAAGCACAAGAAGGAGGCGAAACGAGUCGCGAGGACGGUGUUCGAGAGGCGCCUGGGGGAUUCGGUGGCGACCUUCCUCAACCUCAUGCUGUGCGACGGCCUCCGCCUCCACCAGGCGGCGCUGGCUGGCGACGAGGCCGCUCUGCAGGUGGCCUUGGCGCAGGGGGCG